CGACAAUCAAAGUCCUGAUAUUUGUUUUUUUUGUGUGUGCGUUUUGUCUACCACUGUCUGGUGUGUUUCUGUGUUUCCUUUCUCCUCUCAUUAGCCACUAUUAUUUUCACUAAAAAUUUUUCUUGGUGACUUUCAAACAAGGUGGUCGUCACGAAUCAGCACCGUUGAAUUUAACGAAUUUUUUUUUUUGGCCCCCAAAAAUACUAAACCAAAAUUUGUGCCAUUAUCAUUAUCAAUCAUCUAUCAUUUCCCUAACAUUUUCUACCUAAAAAAAAAUGAAUUCAAUUCGACAAUAUUAUUGGUUCCUAAUUGUAACCAUAUUUUUGGUUACAAUAAUAACAUUAUUAUCUGAUAAUACUGUUAAUGCAAUACAAUGUUGGCAAUGUAAUUCAAUGACUGAUAAAUUCUGUGAAGAUGUACCUACCGAUGUUAAUAAUUUACAUGAUUGUUAUAAAAAAAUGUAUCGUGAAUGUAUUGAUGAAAAUGAUAAAUUAAAUUAUACAUUUUGUCGUAAACAAGUACAAACAAUUGAUGAAGAAACACGUAUUAUACGUUCAUGUGGUUUUAUACGUUCACCGGUUGAUUGUUAUUGGACAAAAAGUCCACCAACAAGUACAUUAGUUUGUCAAUGUGAUGGUGAUGGUUGUAAUCAUGCCUUUACUAUUAAUACUGGAUAUUCAUUAUUCAUAUUACCAUGCAUAUUUGCUAUGGUUAGAUUCUUCUUUGUACCGAAUUUAUUUCAUAUCAUUCAUUGAUGAAAACUAACCGAAACUAAAAAAAAUGGAAUACAAUCAAUCAAGUCACAAUUC
This is a messenger RNA of Dermatophagoides pteronyssinus (European house dust mite), 809 nucleotides long. RefSeq lists its product as uncharacterized. Gene Ontology annotation, biological process: regulation of synaptic transmission, cholinergic; positive regulation of voltage-gated potassium channel activity; sleep. The record is from RefSeq and is a predicted model, not a curated record. NCBI's taxonomy places the organism in Eukaryota, Metazoa, Arthropoda, Arachnida, Sarcoptiformes, Pyroglyphidae.